Molecule: messenger RNA, 696 nt
Organism: Closterium sp. Naga37s-1
Lineage: Eukaryota; Viridiplantae; Streptophyta; Zygnematophyceae; Desmidiales; Closteriaceae
Source: the annotation of a GenBank genome assembly
AUGCCCGACUUACUUCUUCCACCCCCUUACCCGCCACUCAACCCCUCUGGUGUUGGCGGCUGGCGCUGGUGCUGGUUCCUGGUGCUGGCGGCUGGUGCUGGGGCUGGUUCCUGGAGCUGGCGGCUGGCGCUGGGGCUGGUUCCUGGUACUGGCAGCUGGCGCUGGGGCUGGUUCCUGGUGCUGGCGGCUGGCGCUGGGGCUGGUUCCUGGGGCUGGCGGCUGGCGUUGGGGCUGGUUCCUGGUUCUGGCGGCUGGCGCUGGGGCUGGUUCCUGGUGCUGGCGGCUGGCGCUGGGGCUGGUUCCUGGUGCUGGCGGCUGGCGCUGGGGCUGGUUCCUGGUGAUGCGCGCUGGGCGAGACGGGGGUCUCUGCUGGCGGUGGCGCUGCUGGCGGGGUCUCUGCUGGCGAAGUCUCUGCUGGCAGACGUUGCUAGCGUUGUAGCUGCUGGCUGUCCCACCAUGCCCUUCCCCUGCUUCCCUCUCCCCCACAGCGUUCGGCCGCCACUCCCUGCCCUUCUUCCCUCACCCUCCCCACAGCGACCGCCGCUGCACACGCGAACAAGCACGACGGGGGGUGGUGACGGGCAGGGGGUUGGGGUAAUGCGACGGGCAGAGCGACGGCGGGAUAAGGUGCGGUUGGGGCGACGGGAAGCAGGGCGACAGGCGACGGUGUGCGGACGGGUGGCGGGAAUCUGGUGA